AACGGAUUCCGUAGCCAUUACGUUUUUCUUUUCUCCUAAUCUCUCUCUUCCUCCACCUUCCGACGGGGAGCAGAGGCGCCGCAUUAUCUGCAAUAACAUGGAUAACGAUAGGAAUCCAGUGAUUUAACUCCGCGUAGUUUAAGCCUUAAGGCCCUUUUCCCACAAAGCCUUAACUUUUGCUUUCCUUAGACUAUGACUUCCAUUUUUUCCCUCAUCUACAUAUACCACCACCCGCUUGUGUAAUCAUCCAUUCAAAGCACAUCUCUACUCUAAUCUGUACUCUUGCAUGCUACAAUGGAGAUUUGGACAAAACCCACAAGGAAGAAUUUGAGAUUUCCCAUCAUGGUGGUGGCAGCCGCUCUGGCUUCUGCUCCAGUGCUCAGCAAGCCACUGCCAUUUCUUACAGGGGAGAUUAUUCUCAGUCUGAGGGAUUCCUUAUCUGGAUGGAUGACUGCCCCAUAUCUGUUCUUCUUGGUCAAUUUCAUCAUCAUUGCCAUUCUUGUCAUGUCCAGACACCAGCAUAAGUUGGACUGGACUGAAUACCAUGCUCACCCACAUGACCAUUCCCAUGGCAGAGUCAAGGAAGUCAGCCUGGCCAGCGAAACUGGGGAUCAUUUUCAGGGGAGAGUGAAGGAAAUCAGCCUGACCAAAGAAAGCGGGGAUCAAUUUGAGGGGAGAGUGAAGGAAACCAGCCUGCCCAAUGAAGGAGGGGAUCAUUUCCAGGGGAGAGUGAAGGAAACCAGCCUGCCCAAUGAUGCAGGGGAUCAAUUCCAUGGCAGAGUCAAGGAAAUCAGCCUGCCCAAUGAAAGAGGAGAUCAUUUUCAGGGAAAAGUGAAGAAAAUCGGCCUGCCCAAUGAAAGAGUGGAUCAUUUUCAGGGGGCGGUGAAGAAAAUCAGCCUGCCCAAUGAAAGAGCGGAUGAUUUUGAGGGGAGAGUGAAUGAAAUCAGCCUACCCAGUGAAACAGGGGAGGAGGAGGAGGUGUGGGGGUGCUGUGUUUCCAUGGAGUCUGCUGAAAUGUGCACAAAAUCGCGCUUUUCUUUGCUGGCAGCAAGUACAGAGACAAGAAGAGAAUCUGCAGAGAAUUUGGGGUCUAGUGUACAUGGUGAGGACAAAAUGUCAUCUGUGGGGCGAUUUACAAGCCGUCGUAGCAAGGGGAAAAAGAUGGGGCAAUCGCUGAGGGUGAGCCAUGUUGAAAAAGAUCGGGAGGAGACAUUUGAAUCUGUGUGGAAGAAGAUCUCAGAAGGGCGGCGCCCCCCUCUGGCCAGGCACCUUCGCUCUGGCCCUCAAGGAAUCGGCAGUGGCAGACUACACAAGGCUGAGGGAACUGAAGAAUCUGCUCUGCAAAUGGUCUUGGCCCGAGGUCGAUCUGGGGGCUCUGCAGGUCAAGAUGAGCUGAAUAAGCGAGUUGAAGCCUUCAUUACCAAGUUCAAUCGGGAUAUUAAGUUGCAGAAGCAGGAUUCUCUUCUUGGUUAUGCGGACAUGAUUCACAGAGGCGCCAUGUAGAUAGAUUUUUGUGAUUAUCUACUGAUCUCAUGUAUUCAUACUUUUAUUCUUCAUUUCUGAAUUAAUUGUUGGGGCCAUGUCAAAUUCAUGAACAAGUUGAUUUACAGUUUACAGAGAUAUAUGAUGGCUGACGAUCUGGAAGCCGGGCAACUUCAUCAAAUCAUAGGAUAGAUUUGUGAUCCUUAUCUAAGAUAUGCUGUAUAAUUUCUUGCUGGGCGUUUUUCUGUGAAAUCCAUGGUUGAAUUGUAUACUGUAGUUUUUGUGGAGUGUUUCUUGUGGUUUUAUAUUUUUUUCUAAAACCAGGGAUUCUUAUUCUGAUAUUGGACUUCUGUAGAUAUUUGUGUCCAACAAUGUGUAAACUGCCUUGCGUUGGAAGUUUUACUUUGUCUGAAAAUUUGAGUCAUUUCACUAAAAAUUAGGCACAGGAAUUGGUUGCAAUUAGCCUUGUAUAUAUAAAAAAUAAGUAAAGGUUUGGAUUUCAGAUUUAGAUAUUUAGUCUUGUAUGAUUUGAUUUGUAAGGAAUCACAUCAAACAUAAAUAAAGGUUUGGAUUUCAGAUUUUCA
This is a messenger RNA of Cryptomeria japonica (Japanese cedar), 2066 nucleotides long. RefSeq lists its product as uncharacterized. The transcript has a single exon. Bases 295 to 1503 code for a protein of 402 amino acids. The record is from RefSeq and is a predicted model, not a curated record. Lineage: Eukaryota; Viridiplantae; Streptophyta; Pinopsida; Cupressales; Cupressaceae.